This is a messenger RNA of Spirodela intermedia, 1525 nucleotides long. Lineage: Eukaryota; Viridiplantae; Streptophyta; Magnoliopsida; Alismatales; Araceae. The record is from the annotation of a GenBank genome assembly.
AUGUGUCAAGUUGUGAAACAAGCAAGUGAAGCAUGGGACAAGUUAAAGGUAAUUUAUGAAGGAACAUCUCAAGUUAAAUAUAUCAAAAUUGGCAUUUUGGUAAGUAGGUAUAAAUUAUUUCAAAUGGAAGAAGGAGAAUCUAUUCAUGGUAUUGUUAAAAAAUUUGACAAAACAAUCCAUGGCUUGAAAAAUCUUGGCAAAACUUUUACAAGUGGAAUCUAAGGAAGCAACAUUGACUAAUGAUUGAAUGGCUAAGAAAAUAUUGAUUGUAGAAUCCAAAGAUUUAAAAAUUAUUUGAUUUAAUGAAAUUAGUGAAUCAUUAAUAAUGCAUGAGAUUGAUGUAGCUAAGAGUAAAUCUCUUUCAAAAAAUAAAAGUAUAAAAAUUACUCUUAAAUUUGUUGAAACAUCUGAUGAUGAUGACAAGAUUAUGUUAUUGUCUAGACAAUUGAACAAAUGUGAAAAAGAAAGAAAAACUUUUUUGCGUAAAGAAAGUACAAAUAAGUUUUCUAAAAAUUCUAAUAAUCUGUGUUUCGAGUGUAAGAAAUAGUUCACUUUUAAGUUGAUUAUCCACUAUUGAAAAAGAAAAUUUUCAAACCAAGGGCAUCAACAAUCUAUCACUUUCUGAUAAUUAUAAAAUAUAUUUGAGAAAUUUUAUUUAUAUGCUUAUCCAUAUGACAAAUAUGUGAUAUAAAGUUUUAUUCCUCUACAUAAUCGACACAUAAAAUUUGUAUGAACACAAAUCAAUAAUGUGUUUCAAAAACAAGUGUUCAAGUAUACAAAAAUACAUUCAAGCAUUCAUUGCUCCCCCCAAAUAAGUGUUCCCCUUAAAAGAUUGUUGAAACAUAGAUUCAAAUUCUAUGACGAAGAAUAAUGAUGAAAAAUAUUUAAGAAAUAUUAGAAUGCUAGAUUGGAGAGUGUCCUCUAUUUGUGAGCAUUUAGUUUUCAUGAUUUUUACUUGAAAUUCCUUUAGAGUAAUAUCCUUUGUAGGUUUUGGUUUUUGAGGGAUGGAGACCUUUAAGUAGAUGAUUUGGAUUUCUUCUUUGGCAGAGAUACUUCACUAGGUAUUUGGUUGAUGAUGGAAGAAUUAGUGUUGGGGUUGAGAAAUGUGAGUGUUAUUGCAUCAACAGUACAUCAUCUAUGACAUACAAGAUUGGUGCAAAAGUAAAUUAAUUAAUUCCUUUCACUCAUCAGGGACAUAAAUUUUAUGUUUGACAAAGAGAAGCUUUUUAGUUUCAUUGUAUGAUUAGAGCCUUGAGUGCUGAAAAUGAGUUCCAUUCUCUCUUGCUAUCUUUCAUUUGUCAUAAUACAAGAAAACUUGCUCUAAGACCCACUCUCAUGUUCGUGGACGUAAAAUGUACCUCUCUUGUUGCAUUAUAUGGGUUCUUGAUUGUUUGUCUAAUGGUCAAGUAGCCUUCUUCCCUCUCUCGAGUUUCACAAAAGUUUUGCUCAAAAAAGAAACUCAAAUUUUAAGAGGGAACCAUAUCUUUGUCACUUUCACUUUGCACAACAUGAUUGUAGGAGAUGA